AAAAAAGAUCCAGCUCAGUUUCUUCAGGUUCAUGGCCGAGCGUACAAGAUUCAUCUGGAUCCUGCUGUGGCCACGGCUGCAGAGAGCCCCAUCAACAUGAUGCCAUGGCAAGGAGAUGCCAACAACAUGAUUGACAGGUUUGAUGUAAGGGCUCAUCUAGACUACAUCCCUACAUACACUCCUCCACUGCUCAGCACAUCGAACCCAGAGCAGGACAUGGAGGAGAGGAAGUGCAAUUAUGAGCGAUACAGAGGCCUAGUGCAGAAUGACUUUGCCAACAUCUCUGAGGAGCAGUGUUUAUACCAGAUCUAUCUGGAUGAACUCUACGGUGGCCUGCAGAAACCAAAUGAGGACGAGAAGAAAAAACUGGCUGAAAAGAAAGCCACCAUUGGUUACACGUAUGAAGACAGCACUGUGAUGGAGCCCGACCCCCAGUCAGACAAAGAGGAGGAUGAUUCAGAAAACAGCGAAUCGGAAGAGGAUGAGGGCAUCCCAGAUAUUGAUGUGGAGGUUGACGUUGACGAGCUGAACGAGGAACAGGUGUUGGACGUAAACAAAAUGGCAACCCCAUACGGGAUGGCUGAAGGAGACUUUGUUAGGAUGUUGAGGAAAGACAAGGAGGAAGUGGAGGCCAUCAAACAUGCCAAAGCUCUGGAGGCGGAGAAGGCCAUGUACUCUGGCCGGCGUUCCCGCAGACAAAGGAGAGAGUUCAGAGAGAAGAGACUAAAAGGAAGACAGAUCAGCCCACCAAGCUAUGCCAGGAGAGACAGCCCAACAUACGAUCCCUAUAAACGGCCAGAGAUGGAGUCCAGCUCAGAGUCGCGGUCACGCUCUCGUUCUCCCGGUCCGGAGAAGAUCACCUUCAUCACCAGCUACGGAGGCAGCGAUGAUGAAGCAGUAGCGGCGGCGGCGGCAGCAGCGGCGGUGGCGGCUGCAGCGGCUGCAGCAGCAACACAAUCAGCUGCUCCCCACUCAGGACACGCCCCCUCCAGCUUGCAGCACCCUGCAGGUCAUAGCAGGGGCUCCCGGAGAAGAAGGUCAUCCUCCAGUCGCUCCCCCUCCUCCUCCUCCCGCUCCUCAUCGCGAUCCUCCUCCCGCUCUUCUUCCCGUUCCCGCCGCGGUCGACGUGGGCGCGGCGGGAGGGAUGGGCGGCGGUCCCGGAGCGAUGGGCGGCGAUCCCUGAGCCGAUCCCGGUCGAGGCGGCGUUCCAGAUCUCACUCACGAGGCAGAGCAGGGAACGGAGGGGCCGUGUCCUGGAAGAGGCGGGACCGGACACGAUCACGGUCCAACGACAGAGAGCGAGGGAGGGACAGAGACCGGGACCGGGACAGGGACAGGAGACGGUACUCAGCACGCAGGCGGACAAAGUCCCGUUCCAGCUCACGGCAGGGGGGCAGCUCGAGGCGAGGGGGGCGGAGCAGCGGGGGUCAUCGGAGGGCCGACAGCGGCAGCAAAAGCCCCUCCCGGUCCCCGAGUCGCUCCAACCGCACUCCCUCCCCUCACAGAGGAGCCCCGCCCUCUUCCAACACCAUCUGUGACAAGCUAAGAAAGCCUGAUACUCCGGGUGGUAAAGAGACGGGAGCUGCCAAAAACAAGAUGACCCCACAGGAGAAGCUGAAGAUCAAAAUGCAGAAGGCGCUCAACAGGCAGUUCUUUAGGCUGAAACACACUGUUAUCCUGCGUCUCUCCUCAUGGCUGUGUUUUUUUCUGCAGGAGCGAGAGGGAGAGCUACGAGCCAUGGCACGCAAGAUACGGAUGAAGGAGCGAGAGAGACGUGAGAAGGAGAGGGACGAAUGGGAGAGACAGUACGGGCGUCAGAGCCACUCGCCUUCCCCUUCCAAACAUGGCCGAGAGCACAGCUCACACAGAAGGAGGUCUCGGUCCCGGUCACAAAGUCCACCCUACCGAUACUGAGCGGAGGGAACAUGGACGCCUCCUACAGUCCCUUCAGUACACAUAUUCUAACAAACGGCCAACAAACGUGAAAAGAUGGAGUGGUCAUGAUACCAACCUUUACUUGAACACUCUGUCCUCUGGUAUGUGUCCACAGAUAUAAUAUUUGGACUGUGAUACCUUUUACUUUCAGUUAUCAAAGCCAAUUGGUUCAGCGGAACAGAGUUUGAUCUGCCCUUUUCAUUUUUGAUUCAACUUGUAAAAAGUCUUCAGCUUUAAUAAAUGAGUUUCUUCUUCUGCAUGCUCCUUUCUUCUUUCUCUGCCUGAACAGUUCUCAACUCGUCUGGAGUUGUUGAUUUGUAUUUCAAUGUACAUAAUAAGCAACAUCUCACCUUUUCACCUCACAUCGUCUCCACGUCAGCCUUAAUUUUUAUUUCUUCGACAAGCUCACACUACAGAACAUUUUAACAACCUCUCAAGAGCCGAUGUACAGGAUAUUUAUACUUAUCCAUUUAAAACGUCUUUAUUAAAGGAAACAAACUCCCUGUAUAAAGUCAAACUUUAUCCAGCACUCCUUUUAUACUCUGUCCUCUGCUAACCGGUUUACAGAAGCAUAUAGCCUUUUGGUUUUCAGCAAAAUGGAAUGUAAAAUAUGGAACAAUAAAUAAAACUCACUUUGAAACUA
This is a messenger RNA of Notothenia coriiceps (black rockcod), 2578 nucleotides long. It is a transcript of the gene clasrp, whose product is annotated as CLK4-associating serine/arginine rich protein. NCBI's taxonomy places the organism in Eukaryota, Metazoa, Chordata, Actinopteri, Perciformes, Nototheniidae. The record is from RefSeq and is a predicted model, not a curated record. The transcript has 18 exons. The annotation marks the transcript as partial.